Adineta ricciae is the source of this 1434-nucleotide messenger RNA. Lineage: Eukaryota; Metazoa; Rotifera; Eurotatoria; Adinetida; Adinetidae. The record is from the annotation of a GenBank genome assembly.
AUGGAAGCUGACACUUUCACUCGGAAUAUUUGGAUCGCAAUAGGAUCAUUAUCAGGUGCAGGUGUCAUUCUUGCUUUCAUGCGCACCUGGGCAUGGUUUUCGAAAUCUGGUAGAGAAAUAAUCGACUUAGCGACAAUCGGUAAAUUUUUCGCUUAUAUUAUGGGUAUUGUUGGCACUGUGUUUUUCUUGGUGGCAGCUGCUGGUUCUGUAUGGUGGUUGGUGUUUAUCAAAAAACAGUAUGAACCAUAUUUCGAGGAUGAAUAUAAGAAGGUGCAGAAUCAAUUUCGGAUACUUCUGAUCGUUGCAUUCGUUUUGAAAACCAUCGAUAUCAUUCAUGUGAUUGCGCGACAAACGACUAUUGAUAUUUUCUUUAUGGAUUGGGAAAGGCCGAAAGCAGGUGACUUAAAUCAUGUUUCUGCUUGGCGAACGUGUUUUGUUGCUAAUGAAUUCAAUGAAAUUCAAACCUUUCGUCGUAUUCGUGUGUCAUUUCACCUACUAUUAGUACUAUUGUUACUUAAAGUCAUUGGUCUGGAAAAUUUCGCCUCAGCUAAUCCGAUCGUUUCUCUUUCCGAACCUGAACGGAUGGAAAAUAGUACCGUCGAUUACGAUAAGGUCUUUCGUACUGGUAUUGCUUUUCCUAUUCUUGUCGGCACCGCUUUUCUUCAAUACAUUGUCUAUAUAAUCUUCUAUCAACGUUUUAUCGAAGAUAAAAUAAUUAAUUUCGUCGAUUUAUGUUCGGUGUCGAACAUAAGUGUUUUUAUUCUCGAUCACAUUCGCCAUGGUUAUUACAUUCAUGGUCGAUCUCCGCAUGGUACAACUGAUGUAAAUAUGAAAGAUAUGUUAAUGAAUCUAGACCGGGAAUCAAGAAUGAUGAGUGGAACGCGUGGUCUACAGGACAAUUCAUCGGAUCAAAUCUUUAUUAUGAAAAUUAAUCGAUCGUUUCGGAUGCAAUAUGAAGCAUUAUUUCGGAAAUACUACAAUUUUGUGGGACCUAAACGAAGAAUGAAUGGUCGUGAAAAUUAUACCGAUGUUCUACUUGAAUCGUAUCAAAAUUUGAAUAGUUUUCUUUGUGCAUAUAUUGAUUGUUCAUUGCCAGCUCACCAUUACUUCAUUCGGAAUCGAUAUUUUCUCGAGAAAAUUUUCAACUACGAGUUCCAAAUUGGAAUUGGUUCGGGUUUAGCCGGAUAUUUGGAUAGUUUAUUCUUCGUCGAUAAUGAUCGAACUUUUACGAAGAUUUUAUUCUAUGGCGAAGAAGAUUCUUUGUUCAUCUGGAACGCAACAACGUUUCUUUUCAUCGAUUAUCUUUCUCAAGAUUACGUCUUAGCAGCCAUUCUAGCUUAUCUACUCAAUUUGAUAGCUGUUGGACUACGAAACUCGUUCGGCCGUCGAAAUUUGUCAAAGAAAACUCUAGUUCCACGAGAAUUACUGAUAUAG